This is a messenger RNA of Peromyscus maniculatus bairdii (prairie deer mouse), 7982 nucleotides long. The record is from RefSeq and is a predicted model, not a curated record. Lineage: Eukaryota; Metazoa; Chordata; Mammalia; Rodentia; Cricetidae.
UCCCGCGGAGCCCGGAUGAAGGGUAACGCCAUUACCGCCCGAGCCGCCGAGAGCCCGAGCGGACUCGCUGUGGACGCUGACCGGCCGCACCAUGAGACUCCUCCCCCGCCUGCUGCUGCUGUUCCUGCUGGCCUUCCCCGCCGCCGUGCUGCUCCGCGGCGGUCCCGGAGGGUCAUUAGCAGUGGCUCAAGAUCUUACAGAAGAUGAAGAAACAGUGGAAGAUUCGAUAAUUGAAGAUGAAGAUGACGAAGCUGAGGUUGAGGAAGAUGAACCCACCGAUUUGGCAGAAGACAAAGAAGAAGAAGAUGUGUCUGGUGAACCGGAAGCUUCACCGAGUGCAGACACAACUAUCUUAUUUGUAAAAGGAGAAGAUUUUCCAGCAAACAACAUCGUGAAGUUCCUGGUAGGCUUUACAAACAAGGGGACAGAAGAUUUUAUUGUUGAAUCGCUAGAUGCCUCAUUUCGUUAUCCUCAGGACUACCAGUUUUACAUCCAGAAUUUCACAGCUCUUCCUCUGAACACUAUAGUGCCACCCCAGAGACAGGCGACUUUUGAGUAUUCCUUCAUUCCUGCAGAGCCCAUGGGGGGACGGCCUUUUGGUCUGGUCAUCAAUCUGAACUACAAAGAUUUGAACGGCAAUGUAUUCCAGGAUGCUGUCUUCAAUCAGACAGUUACAGUGAUUGAAAGAGAGGACGGGUUAGAUGGAGAAACAAUUUUUAUGUAUAUGUUCCUUGCUGGUCUUGGGCUUCUGGUUGUUGUUGGCCUUCAUCAGCUCCUAGAAUCUAGAAAGCGCAAGAGACCCAUACAGAAAGUAGAAAUGGGCACGUCAAGUCAAAAUGAUGUUGACAUGAGCUGGAUUCCUCAGGAAACUUUGAAUCAGAUCAUGCAGAGUAGAAGAGAUAAAGCUUCUCCAAGAAGGCUGCCCAGGAAGCGGGCACAGAAGAGAUCGGUGGGAUCUGAUGAGUAAAUGUUCUUUGUGCAACAAUUCAGUCUGUGCUUCCCCUGCCCUAAUGUUUUUCGGCCUGAUGGGAAUUAGUGCAGAGAAGCCAUAUCACCAUAGGAGGCAACUACUGCUUAUGUGUGGACUGAGCAAUCAGAGUCUGUGGCGAUAAUAUUGUGAAAAUGCACUGCAUUCAUUUUUCUAAAGUAACAAAUUUGGUUUUUUUGGUUUUGUUUUUUUUUUUAAACAUUAAACUGUGUGGGUGUGAAUGUCUGAGCAGUUGUCUUACCAGAAUCAUUGUUAAACUACCUGAACCACGCCUUUAGAAUAUUCAGCAAAACGCUGGUGCCGCUUCCCUUGUGGUAUUUUCUGAGUUUUGCCCCCAAGCUCAAUUCAUAUUUGUUGUCAGUGUGGUUCUAGAUGUUCUGCCGUGGAUCAUUUUGAGCAAAUAAUUGGUUUAUUUCUUGGAAUUGAUCAAGCUGACAGCACAAACUGGCCUUUUGCUUGCUGUCUGCUACAGCUUAUAUUCUAAAGGUACAAGCAGGAGGGACUGCUCCCUGAGCAGCGGAGGCAUGCUGGGUAUCUGCUGCUCUUUACUGUGUGCGCACCUUCAGGAACUCACCAGUGGAGUCAAGGAAGUUUGGAAUCUCUAGCAACAAAAUGUGAAACCUGACAGUUCUAUUGAUGUUGGUAUAUAAAUCCUAAUUUUACACCUGUUUUCCUUUUUGGUUUCUUUUCUUUCUUUCUUUUUUUUUUUUUUAACAAAAGUAGUUUGCGCAAACUGGGUUGUUGUGUUGUCUGUUGUUCCUGUGACCUGGGGGAGCUCUGGAGUGGCCUCCUUUCUUUGCCUCUUUGCUUGUUGUUGGCUUUCAGCAGUGCAUUUUGUUCUUAGAAACAAUUUAAGAAAACUUGUCAUGGUUUACAGACCAAGGGGAUCAAAUUUUAGGGGCAGAGAUACAUUUUGGUUAAUCCUAACCUACAAAAACAUUAGCUGGAAACUUUUAAAGUAGUUACAAGAUUUAUCUUUGGCCUGAUCUUUUGGGUUUUUUGAUUGUUGACCUACUUCUUGUCUUUGUUAAUGUGGAAAAUUCCCAAAAUUUAAGCACUUAAGAUUUCAGGACCAAAGUUAAGUUGGUUUUGAUAACAAUCCUUUAGUUACUCUUGCCUGAACUAGUGAAUUAAGUUUGGCAUUAUUGUCAGACUUAAAGUAACAUUGAGUUCAGUGAAUGGGUCAGAGGCUUCCCUCUGUUUUUAAGCCAUAGUCUCCCUGUGUGUAUUACAAGGAAGUAGUAAUUUCAGUGGUUCUUUUAUUCCUGACUUCCUUUUCAUUGGAAGGUCCAUUCCCUUCCCCACACAUCUAAAGGAAAACAACGAAACAAAAAUACACACAGAAACAGAACUUCCAAGCUGUUUAACAUGUGAGCCAAAGCCAAUAACGAUAGAAGGUCUUCUGUAAUUGUUAAUCAUUUUGCAAAAGGGGCUGAAAUGUCACAUUGCCUGUAUUUGCAUUGCUGGACUGUAAACUUUCUGUGGCUGUAAUAUAAUGUGUGUGGGUUUUUAAUUGGGCUGCAUAAUCAGUUUAUUUUGAAAAGGUUCUUUGAGGCCUGAGGAACUGUAUGGUUUUUAACUUGAUGUAAUAUAGGAGACCCUUCUCAUUCUCAAGAAACAUUUUCCAGAACCUUCUGUGAAUAUCUCAGUUUGUUAAGCUACUGUAACAGUAAGGUAUCAGUGAUUAAAACCUUUAAAUGGCCCCUAGAGUUUGACUAAACACCUGGUAACAACAUGGGCAGUUGCAGAAACCACACUUAGAGCUGCCACGUUCUCAUCCCUGAGUAAUUGCCUUAUACACCAGCUCUUUGUUUCUGAGGCCCGGAUUAGAGCCUCGGGAGUGUAGAAUGUAUUACUUUUUAGUGGAGACUGGGGACAGCUGAAAACUCGGGUCUUCAAGUGCCAGGUGUCUACUAUAGCAUCAGUAAGUAUUUAGCAGAACCUAACUCCAUAAUGAAUGGAAUUCAAUUCCACACAUGGUUUGUUCAAGCACACUUAAUAAGUAGUCUACUUUUAAAUGUCUUUUGAAAUGUAAAUACUUGGAUGAAGCGCUUUUUUUUUUUCUUUCAAUAUAGUCAUUUGCAUCAUCAACCUUGGUUUCAGAAUUCAUCUUUUGAACAAGUGGGUUUCAGAAUCUGUUAAAUGAAUUUAAGGAUCAUGUGUAUCAGACAUUACCCAGGCCUUUGAGAAUAACGUGUCAUAAAGCAUGGGUCUCACUCUGGUUGUAUAGCUUCAUCAUUUGAAUCAUGUUCUAUAGUAAGGGACUUUGGGACUGAUACACUGUCCACUGAAGUGUUGCCUGAGGAGUUUGGAAAGGAGAAGUGAGACUUUAUAAAAUAGCCUAAGGGGAGAGAACCAGGUAGAAAUGCGAAGUAGCAGUAACAACAGAAAAUAGAACUUGAUACGUCGGGUGGCUAGUUUAUCAGCCUAGAACUGCUGGAAGGAGAGGCAAGCGGUACAACAUUGAAUAACUGUCAUGCUCAUAUUUUGGAGGUAUAGUAGAUGAUGUUACAUGCAGGAAUACAGAGCGCUCGUCUCGUAGUGCAAAGGUGUUCGCUCAUACUCUUUUUAUAAAGGAAAAUGUGCUUGGUAGUUAGUGCAUUUGAGUCAUGCCUUUUGUUUGUCUUUAGAUGGGGUCUUAUGGCCUUGUUCAGGAUAGUCUUGAAUUCCUACAGUAUGGUGUGAAAUAAUUUUAAUUCAGCUCAGAACAAUAUAUAUGCUCUCAAAAAUAUUGAUAGGCUGGACCCUUGGUUUUUCUUUUGAGUCCCAAGAUUGUAUGUUAGCUUAAAUUGACUAUUUCUAGAUAUAAUUGAAGUACUUACACAGUGUUGGGUUGCAUUUAUAACCAUAGAUCUGUAUUUCUUUAAUAAAUCCUCCCUUACUCAGCUUAGUGAAGAGCAACCUCAUGGUCAAAUUUCUAGUCAGCGGUGUAUGUGUGUGAUGUUAGGUUUCAUGUUAGGUUACACUGAGGUUACGCUGGUCUGUGUUCCAGAGAAAAUGACCUGUACAGAGUACUUCCUAAGAAGGGACAACAGGGCUACGAAUUAUUGUGGAUAGCUAAGCAAUAGUUGCUCUGGGGCAUUAAUUUUGUUGGUAUUUGCAUGCUUUUAUCUCUUUUUCAUUUACACAAAACCUAGCCUUGUGAUUCUACCUGAAGUGUUCUGGUGGUCUUUUCUAGAUGGUAGAAUUGUGUAGAACACACAAGAAUGAAGCUGGGUAUCCUGCCUUUGUAAGGGUGUGGGAAGGGAAGCUUGUUUGUUGAACAUGAGUCAUGAGAUGUGUUCUGUGGGCCCUCUUCUUCAUGACCCCUCACAACAGCUCACUGGGGCAGCCACAUUAUUCUCACUUAGUAUGUAUAAAAAGGGUCAUGGAAUAAGUGACUUGGAGGCUAUGUAUUAAAUAAGGGCUUCCAAGAGAUGUCUUUUUUUAAAAAAAAAAACCUCAGUGUUCUUUCCCUGUACUCCAGACAACAUGGACAUUUUAUAAAACCAAACAUUUGGGCAGCUUACAAAUACUCAAUUUCCAGAAUCCAGCAGCUAGAAAGUGGAGAUAGCCAUGGUGCUGAAUACCUAGCAUGUGUUUGUAACAUGUACACAUUGAACACAUCUGCCACUUAGCUCAUAGCACUGCAGAAGUGCAUCAUUGCACUUUGCUUGUGGUGUGUGUAUAUAAAAUUGAACUGGGGAUUUAACUUUUUUAAUUUAGUUAAUCACAAUACACCAUUUGGCCUUCAUUAAAUCAUAUAUGUGUCUCCCUAGUAAAGAGUUAAUGCUCUUUAAAAUCAUCUGGCAGUGUGUGAUGGUGAGCACCUGUAAUCCCAGUACUGGGAGGCAGAAGUAGAAGGAUCGUGAGAAAGUCCAGCCUGGCCACAUAGCAAGACCUUGUUUUAAGAAAAUGAAAAUGAUGUUUGGAUGGUUUGAAUUUUUUAGCUGAAAUACCCAUAUUUGUGUUAGAGAUGUUAAUAGCUGCUUGUAUUAUGCUGGCAGGUGGGGCCAGGUCUGGGGUUACAAGACUUCCGAUCUACUUUCUAUUCAGUUUGGAUUUUCUUUGGGCACAAUAAGACAUUGCAAAGAAAGUCCAGUGUACCUGAAAAGCCCAAAGGAUAGGUCUUUAGUCUUCAAGACCCAGAGGUAAUUUGUGCCUAUUUUGUUCCUUUGCUUUCCCUUAUACCGACUUCUGUAGGUGCCUGUGACAGUUUGUCCUGCUGUCACUUCUCCCUCUGCUAGAUUAGGAGCCCCAAGACUUGGGUAUUGACAGCCUCUAGCUCCGUUAGGUGGAAACCUGUUACUGCAUAAAGGUUAGCCUAGUCUUAGUGAGUUCUCGGCCAGCCAGAACUACAUAGCGAGACCCUGUCUCAAGAACCAAGGCAGCAUGGACUGGGAACAUAGCUCAGUUGACAAUGGCCUUGCAAGCAUGAGGACUUGGGUUUGAGCUCCUGAAACCAUGAGAAUGCCAGGUAUGGUGGCAUGCGCUGGCCAGCUGUCUCAAAGGUAGAGGACAGCAUUCCUAAGGAUGACACUCAAGGUUGUCCUCUGGCCUCCAUACACCUGCAGUCUGAAGGCAUUUUAGACAAGAGAAUGAGAAAUACUGAAGAAUGGUGUGUGUAGAGUGUAGCACAAGACCGAGUUCAGUUCUUAGCACCAAGAAAUGGAAGUGGUCAAGUUGGGUGUAUCAAGCACUUGCUCCCUGUUCAUUCUCACUCAGUCAUCCGCUGUGUGACUGACAUAACCUCUGGAACUUGACUGGAGGUGUAACGAAUCCUUGAUGAGUAUGUGCUCACCAGUAGGCUCUCCUGUGUUCUAGCGGUAAUCCUCAGGACUGCAGGAACCUUAGGCUUCCCGAGGACCUUGUGGAUUGGACUGUUUUUGUCUCCAGAUGGACUCUUCCUUCCGUACCAUCCUCUCCAUCUCUGACUCUUCUUUGCCUGCUUCUGAAAGCUUCGUCUUGAGUCCUGCAGGUCCUCCUCUUCCACUGUCUGCUUUUCCUCUUGUCAGACUGUCCCUGUGCUGCCGGCCUUGCUGGCCUUCACUAGGCCUGCAGUGUUUCAGGUUCCUUUUGACUUAGCCCUGCCUGGGCAGAGCCUGCUAGUCUAGGAUCUCGUGGCACUCCAUGUGGCCAGAGCCAUCUUCAUUGGCCACCAACCCCAAGUCCCCUUUCCCAUCCAGGGUCAUGCUUCGGCACUAAAGUUUCAUGUUUCGUGUUGUUGAGCUUGUUAGUUCAGCCCUGGGUUCUUUGAUCUCAAGUAUUUCCUUCAGGGCCAGUUAACUGCCUGUGGCCCUCUAGUCUCUCUUCCCACACCAGUAACACAUGCUCUCUUCCGUGGCCCUCUCCGGCUCCUGUGUCACCUUUCAGCAGCACAACUUCCCUUUUAGCCUUAAUGAAUGAGUGACAGCUAACCCUAGCUCUGCUGUGAAUUACUAAUAGAUUUCAGUCCUCUCCACUUCUGAGGUACCUCUGAUUCAAAACAUCACUUUUUCUACUUCCCAGUUUCCUUCAGGAGACCUGGAGCUGCUGUUUGAACUUAGCGCUUGCCAGUUGUGGUUUCCCAGUGUACUUCAAGCAGGUUCAUCUAUUAGGAAGCUUUCCAGUCGGGGGGGUUCUUGGUGGUCAUGUGUCUGAAGGUGUUCUUUGGGUGGCUUUUGUGUCUGUUGAGUGAAAAUGGGGGCAGUGAACUAGUAGUUCUCGUGCAGCUUUGAUAUGCAUUCCUCAUAUGAGUGUCAGGAUGGCUGUGCCGAGUCUGGUGAGCCUAAGGUGAAGGUGCUUAUCUGUGUUGCUUCUGUUUCCAAGGCAUACCCCUUACAGCUGCUUGGGAGAGCAUCGCUGCAGUCUGAAAUCUUUCUCAAGUGCUAGCCUGUCACUGUUGAUCUUCAGAGAUGAGAUGCUCAAACAUACCUAAAAUACUAAACAGAAGAAGAAAGGAAAAAACAGUCCAGGCUUGAUGGCACGUGCCUUUUAUCCCAGCACUUAGGAGGUAGGUAGAGGUAGGUGGAUCUCUUGAGAGUUCAAGGCUAGCCUAGUCUAUGUAAGUGAGAUCCUAUCUAAAAAAAAAAUUUGAUCAUGAUUUUGGCCAGAAUUAUGUUUUUAAAAGUUAACCUAUUCUCUACAUACAAAAAUGUUGCCAUUCCAGAUAACAAAGUAGUGUUGUAGAAUCAAGAGGACUAACAAUGAAUUUCAUAUCAAGCUUUAUGGUGUAGGCUUUUAAUCCCAGCUCUUCGGGAGGCUGAGGCAGAAGGAUUGUGACUUCUAGGCAUGCUUGGGCUGUAGGGUAAAUUUCAAGGCCAGCCUGGGCAACUUAAUGAGACCCUGUCUGAAAAGGAGCUCAGCGGUAGAGAGCUUGUUCAGUAUGUGUGAGGCCCUGGGUUCCAUCUUCAGCACUACACACGCUCAUGCAUACACACACACACACACACACACACACACACACACACACACACACACACUUCACGUGUGCUGCUGGCCUGUUGACUUUGCAGAUCAUGGUCGUAAAAGAUACAUGAGGGUUCAAAGACCUACCCUCCUCUCAUUCCCACUCACACUAAGAGUGGGUUUCCAGUUAAUCACACACCCCACGAACCAGCCAGUUAAGCAUUGUCAUCUGGACACCCGAUGAGGCAGCAGCACCAGGUGUGCCCCCCAGCUCAGCUCUGCGCUGUCACAUUGUAUGUUCCUCACAGAAAGGUCACUUGACUGGAAGCUGCAAACUUGGAGAGUGUGGCUGUAUAACUAAUGUUUUCAGUCUUCUGUGAAAGAAAAACAUGCUCUGAAGAAUUAGAAAAAAACAAGGACUAUAAGAACUAGUAUUUUUAUGUUUUCUUCUAAAUGCUUGGAACAGUAUUAAAUUUCAGAUUAACCUUUAAAUGCUAAAUCUAGGGAGAGACAUACCAAAAUGCUGAUGCAGUCUUUGUGCUAGGGUGGUGAAUUUUUUUCCUUUUCAAAAUGUUUGUAAAGUGCUUAUAUUUUAUAAUGAAAGCAAUAAAUACGAAUGUUGACUUUA